Camellia sinensis is the source of this 1419-nucleotide messenger RNA. RefSeq names its product serine/threonine-protein kinase UCNL. Gene Ontology annotation, molecular function: ATP binding; protein kinase activity. Gene Ontology annotation, biological process: protein phosphorylation. The record is from RefSeq and is a predicted model, not a curated record. NCBI's taxonomy places the organism in Eukaryota, Viridiplantae, Streptophyta, Magnoliopsida, Ericales, Theaceae.
UCAACACCACCACUCUUUCUCUCUCAUACUCUCUUUCUCUCUCUCUCUCUCUCUCUCUCUCUCUCUAAAAUGGAGCCAUUUUCGCCGGAAUUAGACCUGGACAAUCUCAGAGCCAUCAAAGUCCUCGGAGAAGGAGCCAUGGGCACGGUCUUUCUUGUCCACGACCAGUCACUCGACCCGUCUGCCCGCUGCCCGUUCGCUCUCAAAGUCGUCGAGAAAUGCUCUCUCCACGCCGCUGACCGCCGUGCCCGCUGGGAGCUCUCCGUCCUGACCCGUUUAAGCAAACCCACCCACCCAUUUCUCCCCAAUUUACUCGGAUCUUUCGAGACUCCGGAAUUUCUGGGUUGGGCAGUACCGUACUGCCACGGUGGCGAUCUCAAUGUUCUCCGAUACCGUCAGACCGACCACGUGUUCUCUCCGGCGGUCAUCCGGUUCUACCUGGCUGAGAUCAUCUGCGCUCUCGACCACCUCCAUAGCAUGGGGAUCGUCUACCGAGACCUCAAACCCGAGAACGUCUUGAUUCAACAGUCGGGUCAUAUAACUCUAACCGACUUUGAUCUCUCUCGUAGCCUCGGACCCAGAAUUGCGAAUCCAAUUAUGGUCGACCCGGAUGAGAAACCUCGCCGUAAACACCGCCGGAAUCUGGCCCGGUUCGUUCCGGUGAAGUUUCCGGCUGGUUCGGCGUUGAAGAAAGCAAAAAGUGCUCGUGUUUCGCCGGUGAGUCGCCGGAAAAUGAGUUUUGAGAGAGGGGAGAGGUCGAAUUCGUUUGUGGGUACGGACGAGUACGUGUCGCCGGAGAUGGUUUCCGGCGAGGGGCACGAGUUCGCCGUCGAUUGGUGGGCCCUAGGAAUACUAGCGUACGAAAUGAUGUAUGGGAAGACGCCGUUUAAGGGAAAGAAUCGAAAAGAAACGUUUCACAACGUCGUUAUGAAAUCACCGGAGUUCACUGGGAAAAGGUCAGCAUUGACGGAUUUGAUCGGACGGCUGUUACAGAAGGAUCCUAUCAAGCGAAUGGGCUUCUCUAACGGCGCGUCCGAGAUCAAACAUCACGAAUUCUUUCGUGGAGUAAAGUGGGACUUAUUAACGGAGGUUGUACGGACACCGUUCUUGCCAUCACGAGAAGAAGACGGAGAAGAUUAUCUAACGGCAAAGUUAACGGCCAAUGGAUUUAAUGUGAGAGAAUAUUUUGAAAGAUUAGCAGUAUUGACCUCAUUUCCGUCAUCUCCACUAUCAUUAGAAGAGUCAUCAAAAAAAAUGAUUUUUUUCAAAAGUGAUUAUGGUUAUGUAAUAUUUUAUUUUUACACAUUUAAAUCGGUGUACAUAAAUUAAUGGCCGAAGGUUAAAAAUGGGGUUUAGUUCAAAAUAGUUUGUUAGAGAUGUAAUUGUGAAAAAAUUUCCAUUAGUAUUUUUUUUAAAUAA